GCCAAUCCAAGGGCGGCUGUCACUGUUGUGAUGCUGUCAGGGCGCCGGCGUCGUGGUGCUUGGGCGGUCGCCACCUAAAGGACUUCGUUGGGGCAGCCUCGGGGGCAGCUUGUCUCCGGCCUCGCUGCCAGCCCGCUCAUCCCGGAUCGCGGGCCUCAGCGUAGGGUGUGCGUGCGGGCGGGUGCCUGGGCCGCCUUGGGGCCUGGGCCCAGCCGCAGAGGGGCCGCGAGAUGCAGCCGCCGGGCCCGCCCCCGGCGUAUUCCCCCACGAACGGGGACUUCACCUUUGUCUCUUCGGCAGACGCGGAAGAUCUCAGUGGUUCAAUAGCAUCUCCAGAUGUCAAAUUAAACCUUGGUGGAGAUUUUAUUAAAGAAUCUACAGCUACUACAUUUCUGAGACAAAGAGGAUAUGGCUGGCUUUUGGAAGUUGAAGAUGAUGAUCCUGAAGAUAACAAGCCACUCUUGGAGGAACUGGAUAUCGAUCUAAAGGAUAUUUACUACAAAAUCCGGUGUGUUUUGAUGCCAAUGCCAUCACUUGGUUUUAACAGACAAGUGGUGAGGGACAAUCCUGACUUUUGGGGUCCUCUGGCUGUUGUUCUUUUCUUUUCCAUGAUAUCAUUGUAUGGACAAUUUAGGGUGGUCUCAUGGAUUAUAACCAUUUGGAUAUUUGGUUCCCUAACAAUUUUCUUACUGGCCAGAGUUCUUGGUGGAGAAGUUGCAUAUGGCCAAGUUCUUGGAGUUAUAGGAUAUUCACUACUUCCUCUCAUUGUAAUAGCCCCUAUACUUCUGGUGGUUGGAUCAUUUGAAGUGGUAUCUACACUUAUAAAACUGUUUGGUGUGUUUUGGGCUGCCUACAGUGCUGCUUCAUUGUUAGUGGGUGAAGAAUUCAAGACCAAAAAGCCUCUCCUGAUUUAUCCUAUCUUUUUACUAUACAUUUAUUUUUUGUCCUUAUAUACUGGGGUGUGAUUCAAGUCAUAUAUGAGUAGAAAAAGGCAAUGUUACAUUUGUGUGUAGUCGGGGAAUUCUUGCUGAGGUGAUUGAAGAAAACCUGUUGAUGGUAAAAUUUUACAUGUUCUACAUGUAAAGGCAGUUUUGAGGUCUUUUUAAAACCAUAUUUUUUGUAUUUAAUUAAGCAUUUGCAGUUUUCUGGACUUUUGGGGGUCAGAAUUCCAAAUUCUGUUUGAUUCUUCAUAUUCCAGUGAAUAAAAUAUAAAAGCAUUGUGUUUUUAAGAUUGUGUCAAUAUUCACCUAAAAACUUGUGCCAAAAGCACCUGGAAUGGCAAUUAUAUUUCAUUCAAAGGGUAAAUAUGGCAGCAUCCUCAUAAUCUAAAAGUGCAAUUUUUUUUUCUUUAAAGGGUUUUCUCCUGCAUCACAGAUCCUGUAGAUAUAUAUUUAUAUUUAUACAUAUAUAUUUAUGAAAUAAUUCUUAUUAGUCACAAAAUAUAUUUCUGAAUAGCUAAAAGUUAAGAUAUUUUAAAUCUGAUGCUUAACCAUUCUUUAAUUUGGCCAUUAAUCUUUUUAUUUAUAAAUUUAAAUUUGUUUUUUGUAUUGUAUAUACUUUAAAAAGUCUCACUUGUGCUUCAGUAUGUCCUUAUUUAGAAGUCUAACUAAAACUAAUUUUAACAGUUGCUGACGUAGGUUUGCUUGGUUAUGCUUUGAAAAAACUUUUUUGAAUGCCUAACUAUCUGAUUUCAGUUUCUGUUCAUCUUUCUGACCAAAGGAACAGAGGUUUAAUGGAUAUGGGAUUAUUAUAAUUGUUAAUAUGUAGAAAAUACUAAUAUUUAUAGCAUCAGUAAAUAUUUUUAAGUGGUACUCCUAAGUUAUAAAAGUUGCUGGAAAGAGACCUUUAAAAUCUUGUGGUCUUGAACAAUGUUAAAUGAAGUAGAAAAAAAUAAAAUGCUUCCCAGCUGUGUUUUGCUUUAGAACACCUUGUCCUGUAUUACUAACAAGUAUCAGGUACUCUAACAAAUGUACAGUAUUUGUUAAGCCCUAAGAAAUUUAACUAGUAAAAUUUUUGUUGCAAAUUAUUUCAUAGACUCUACAUGUACUUUAGUUACUAUUACUUUGUAAAGUAGAUAAAAUAUUUAUGUCCAUAAAAUGGCAAAUGCCUGAUAACUGUUAGCAAAUUAUCAUAUUAUCCUUUCUGGUCUCAGAUGGAGGAGUUAACUGCUGUCCUCAAUGUGCUAACAUGGCCAUGGCCAUCUCUUAGUAUGUAUUCCUUUAGCAGCCGAAUGUGUCAGGAAAUACCCAGCAACUCUCAAGCAAGUCUUAAAAAGGUACCAAGCCAGUCUCCCCUCCUUUCACCCCUUCUCCCACUAUAAAAAAAAAAAGAAAAGAAAAGAAAAGAAAAAAACCUAUUUUAAGCUGCAGGAAAAGUGUGAAACUAUCUUUGAGGUAGAGUAAUAAGAAAAUUACAUAAACUAAUUUUUUUAAACAAGCUUAGGGCAACAAAUAGAAGCACCCAGAGGGAUAGAAUUUCUAGAGCCUAAAAUAAUAUGAAGUUAUGAGGAAGGAUCAAUAACUACAGAUGCAGCAACUGUAAAAUAAAUAUUUGUCACGUAUAAGGAAUUUCUAAAGUCAGUACUUUCUUACAAUGAAUUAUUAUAUUUGAUGUACAUGGUGUUGACUCUGGAAUCUUCCCUAAGAAGCUGGGGGUUUGGUACCAGGGGGUAAUAUUUUACUAAGCAAUAAAUCAAGGCAUUUUGGGACCCACUCUAUCAAAAAAUGGUUUAAUUUUUUUAAGCUGUCAUUUCUUUAACAUGUGAAUAAAAGGUUACAUAUGUGGA
Mustela erminea (ermine) is the source of this 2785-nucleotide messenger RNA. It is a transcript of the gene YIPF4, whose product is annotated as Yip1 domain family member 4. The transcript has 6 exons. The coding region runs from base 231 to 965 and encodes 244 amino acids. Gene Ontology annotation, biological process: vesicle fusion with Golgi apparatus; endoplasmic reticulum to Golgi vesicle-mediated transport. Gene Ontology annotation, cellular component: trans-Golgi network; membrane. The record is from RefSeq and is a predicted model, not a curated record. Lineage: Eukaryota; Metazoa; Chordata; Mammalia; Carnivora; Mustelidae.